AAGCUGGAUCAAUUGCAACAUUGGCCUCAUCUGCCCCUGCUGUUACAUCUCCUGCAAAUACUAUGCCAACUGGCUCUGCACCAUCAUCUCCAUCACCUACUGAAACUACAUCACCAAGAUCAACAGCAUCUGCUACAGAACUUACUAGUGAAUCCAUAUCUCUUGCUACUAUAUCCACAUCCACAUCAAACACCAGAGAAGCUGGAUCAAUUGUAUCAUCAGCGACGUCUGCCUCUGUUGUUACAUCUCCUGCAAAGAUUAUGCCAACAGGCACGGCAUCAUUAUCUUCGUUGCCUAACCAGUCUGCAUCAGCAACCUCCUCAGCCUCUCCUGUUACAAUGCCUUCUGAAAAUGCAUCCCUUACUCUGUUAUCAACGUCCAUGUCAAAAUCCACAGAAGUUGGAUCAAUUGCACCAUCAGCCACAUAUGCCCCAGCUGCUACAAUGACUACCUACCUGAUCCCAACAGGCCCUGUGUCACCAUCUUCAUCCCCUAGCCAAACUGAAUCUCUUCGACCAACAUCUUCAACAUCUGCCCUACCUGCUAGUACUACUGGACACAUUGUCCCCACAGGCUCUGCAUCGUUUUCUUCAUUGGCCAGCCAAAAUGUUUCACUAAUCUCUUCAGCCUCACCUGUAUCGAGGACCACUGAAUCCAUAACUAUUGUUUUCGGCUCAAUAUCUCCAUCUAACGCCACAGCAACUAGACUAACGGUAAUUUCAAUGACACCUGCAGCAUCUGCUACAAAUUUUGAACAGAGUGUACCACCAGGCUCUACAUCAUCAACUUCAUCCCUGAAACAAACUGCAUCAGCACACUCUUCAGCCUCUUCUGUCCCACUGAUGAGUGAAUCUGAAACCCUUGCCACCAUAUCAACAUCCAUGUCAGAAACAACAGAAGCUGCGUCAGUUGCAACAUCAAGGACAUCUGCCACAGCUGCUACAUCUCCUGCACACAUUGUACCAUUAGUCUCUGUAUCAUCAACUUUAUUACCUAGCCAGUCUGAAUUAACAACCACUUCAGUCACUCCUGCUGCACUGACAAGUUUAUUGGUAACCUAUGCCACCAUAUUGAAGUCCACAUCAAAUAUUACAGCCGCUGCAUCAGCUGCAACAUCAGUGAUAUCUCGCCCAGCUGCUACAACUACUAAAUACCUUAUAUCACCAAGCUCUGUAUCAUCAUCACCUAGCCAGACUUUAUCACUCAGCACCUCAACCCCUCCUACCUUAUUGAUCAAUGAAUCCAUAACCAGUGUCUCCGGCUCAACAUUUGCAUCUAAACCUGCUGCAGCUGAAUUAAAUGCAACAUCAUUUACAUCUGCACCAUCUACUACAACUACUGCACACAUUUUCCCAACAGGCUCAACAUUGUCAUCUUCAUCCCCUAGCCAAACUGUAUCACCAAGAUCAUCAGCUUCUGCUUCAACACUGACAAAUGAGUCCGUAACCCAUGCUAGAGUCUCGACAUCUAUAAUUAAGACUCCAACAAUUGGAUCAGCUGCAAAAUCAACAACAUCAACGCCAGCUGCUUCACCUACUGCACACAUUAUCCCACCCCCAGUCUCUAAGGCCAAAGUACCCAAAUCAAAUACAACAUCACUUUCCCCUGCUGUAGGUGCUACAGCUGUAGGAAAUAUUACUUCAUCAGUUCCUGCAUCCACAUCUUCAACAACUUCUCCUCCUGACUCAGCAAGCUCCUCCCAGUCUCCAGUACCUCCAAAUAUUACAACAUCACGGUCACCAACAGUGGCCGGAUAUAAUAUUUCAUCACUUACUUCAAGAUUUGUCCAACUUGGAAAUACGAAUAGACCUGAUUCUCCUACUUUAGGCCCCAUAUCUUUUAAUAGACCUUACUCUCUGUCAGCGGCAACUCCAUCACCCUCCACAAUCAUUAGGGAUGUGCUCAUAUAUGUCCAGAUUGUGUUUGUCACUCGCAUGUCAAGGCUGCCCAGUGAAAGUGAAGUUCUUAACGUCGCCAAUACUCUGCUAAGUUCAAAAGCAAGAUCUGAAAUUAUAACACUGAUUAAUCCAAGAAGCCUUCAGAACAUCACAUAUCAAAAAAUCUCAGACACUUCAUUCGGAAUCAACUUGACCUACUUGAUGAAUAAUGUCAAAAUUGAUAAAAGAAUCUCGUUGACAAAUAAGACUUACAGUCAGAUCCAGGAAGACAUAAACAAGUUGAUGAAGCUUAUUCUCACUGACCCCUUAUCCAAUUCUAAUGUCAACUUUCCAAAUGCGACCUUUAAUGAUAAUAGUAGUUGGAUCAUUGCAUAUGAGACCUACACUUUUCACAUGGAGGACAUUAACCAUCCAAGCAAAUUUUUGAAUGCGAUCAUGAAACUCAUUGGUUUAGUAACUACUCCUCCCCCUACCACUACUGCUCCCGGCCUCCUUCCCAGUCUCCACAUGACCGGCCCCUCCGCUGGUACCACGGCUGGGGUGGGAAGUCAGAGAUUUCCAACCUGGGCUUUGGCCAUCAUCAUCCCGUGUGCCAUAGCCAUCAUCCUCAUUCCCUUAUGGAUUCUGCUAUGUUGCCUCCUGUUCGGUUGCUGCGCAGCCAUCAAGAAGCGUCUCAGCAGACGGAGGUCCUACCUUAUAUACAGGGCUCAUAGUGACAUCUUUUAAAAUGAAACAACACGCGGAGAGGAAGACAGACACAAAAUUUCAUGCAC
Messenger RNA from Paramormyrops kingsleyae, 2671 nucleotides. Lineage: Eukaryota; Metazoa; Chordata; Actinopteri; Osteoglossiformes; Mormyridae. The record is from RefSeq and is a predicted model, not a curated record.